Selaginella moellendorffii is the source of this 801-nucleotide messenger RNA. Its product is annotated as probable fructokinase-6, chloroplastic. Bases 37 to 711 code for a protein of 224 amino acids. The record is from RefSeq and is a predicted model, not a curated record. Gene Ontology annotation, biological process: fructose metabolic process. Lineage: Eukaryota; Viridiplantae; Streptophyta; Lycopodiopsida; Selaginellales; Selaginellaceae. The transcript is spliced from 5 exons. Gene Ontology annotation, molecular function: kinase activity.
UUUGUGACUCUCCGCAAGGAUGGCGAGCGCGAGUUUAUGUUUUACCGCAAUCCUAGCGCGGAUAUGUUACUUAAGCCUGAGGAGCUUGACGCUGACCUUAUCAAGCAGGCGUCCAUUUUUCACUACGGCUCUAUCAGUCUCAUCGCGGAGCCUUGCAGAUCCGCUCACUUGGCCGCGAUGAAAAUCGCCAGAGAAGCUGGAGCGGUCCUCUCGUAUGACCCCAACUUAAGACUUCCGUUGUGGAGUUCGGCAGAGGCUGCUCGCACAGGCAUCAAAAGCAUUUGGAACGAAGCCGAUAUCAUCAAGAUAAGUGAGGAGGAGAUCACAUUUCUAACUGAAGGAGGUGACCCUUACAGCGAUGAAGCAGCUCAAGCUCUCAUGCAUCCAAACUUGAAGCUCUUGCUAGUGACCGAAGGCGAAGGCGGCUGCCGCUAUUACACAAAGGAGUUUCUUGGUCGUGUGGACGGUAUCAAAGUCGACGCCGUCGACACAACAGGCGCAGGUGAUGCGUUCGUCGCUGGAGCCUUAACUCAGCUCGUAAAAGAGCCAUCCUUGUACAAGGACGAACCGAGGCUGAGAGAAGCUCUCCUCUUUGCAAAUGCUUGCGGUGCGAUCGCAACUACGGAGAGGGGAGCAAUCCCCGCCCUGCCGUCGAAAUCCGCAGUGUUUCAACUUCUAGGAAAGUCGUCUGCCAAAGUCUUGCAGCCAUGAAAGUUUUAAGAACACAUUUUUUCCUCUUUUUUUCCUGCUUUGGAACUUUUACAUUUAAGAUAUUUAAUCGCGAACUCUACAGUGGCGAGA